GUGCGCGUCCUUCCCAGUUCUUCCCUUCGCUCUAUGGGUCUUCUUUGCUGCUGCUGCUGCUGCUGCUGCUGCCGCUGCUAACGCCAUGAUCUUCCUGCUGGCCCUGUUUGCCAGCAUCUUCCAAACAGGAUUCACCGGUGUAAAUGAACGCACCUUCCUGGCCAUUAAGCCAGAUGGGGUACAACGGCAUCUGGUUGGAGAGAUCAUCCGACGCUUCGAGAAGAAGGGCUUCAAACUGGUGGCCAUGAAGCUCAUGCAGGCUUCUGAAGACUUGUUGAAGGAGCAUUACAUCGCCCUCCGUGAGCGUCCUUUCUAUAACCGCCUGGUGAAAUACAUGAGCUCUGGACCUGUUGUGGCCAUGGUUUGGCAGGGACUGGAAGUGGUGAAGACAGCUCGCGUCAUGAUUGGCGAAACUAACCCAGCAGAUUCCAAGCCUGGGACUAUCCGAGGUGACUUCUGCAUUGAAGUUGGCAAGAAUGUGAUCCACGGGAGCGAUUCAGUGGAGAGCGCCCAGCGAGAGAUCUUGCUCUGGUUCCGCACAGAUGAACUGGCUUGCUGGGAAGACAGCACAGAUCACUGGAUUUAUGAGUAAGGCAGAGCAGCUGAAGCCCUGCCCCCUCUGCUGCUGUCACAAAGGCACUGCACAAACCCAUCCAUUCCCUUUCAGCUUAUCUGGGAUCCCCCUGGGUAGCUUUCUUCUUUUGUUGAGUUGGGUGGGGAAGAAAAAGGGCAGGAGUAUUUUAGAUCUGAACGAACAUAUGUCAGUUUAACAGCUAGUAAUUUAAUUCCCUUUCCCCCUGCCUCCCCAGCCCCCAAUUAUAGCCUUUUGGGGGUAAUAUUAGAGAAAUCUGCGCUAUUAAACCAAUAUGGAAAAGCACACACCAAGGGGAUUCCAGUUCUCUUUUCUCACUUUUAGAAUGUAUUUUCAAAGGGCUUCAUUAGUGGUUUUCCUGCUGCCUCCCAAUCCAAGCCUGCAAAGACUACCCCACUAUGUUAGGCCACAGUUUUACUAGCUACAGGGCACAGACCCCCCUUUGCAUUCCUACUCAGCGGAUUGCCUGGGCUUGCAUACUGCUAUCCGCAGCAUCUUUGGGGUUGCAAAGCACCAUGCCUCUGGCCACAAGAGUUUGAUUUCAAACCACGCAGGUGAAAAUAGGCCACCCAACGUAAUUGCAACAUCAGGUGACUGGCGCUUCCUACUUUCCCAACUUUCCGCAUGGGAAGGGUGGGGGAAAUACAGAUCCAGCCUGCUGCCCCUGCUCUUUCCAAAAGGAAACAUCAAAUAAGACAGAAGCAAGGGGAGCUGUGCUGUUUCGCUUUACUUAAGCAGCAGCAAAUACAAACAAUUGCUCGCAGCUAGCAAUAUCCCGAGCUUGAGCAACAGGGCUUAUACAGCUGCUGUUACGUCCUGUGCUCUCUCUAGUGAAUGCAAUUUCUUUUUGGGCAAUGACUUGAAAUGCAGAAUUCACGCUGCUUGUAUCUCAUACCCGCCCCACUUUCUCCAAUAGUCCAGGACAGGCGGGGGGGGGAGCUGCUUUUGUGCAUGUUUUAUCUUAGGGAUGGAAAAUAUUCAGGUCUCCAGAUGUUGGCGCCUCCAUCACUUCUGUUGACCAUGCUGUCUGGGGCUGAUGGGAGUUGGAGUCCAACAACAUUUGGAGGACCACUGCCCACCUGUGUUGUUUUUUAAAAAAAUAUUCACAGCUGACAACUAUUCAGUAGGAACAGAAUGAUGGGAUUUGGGAGCAGAAGCUGGCGUCUCUGGAGGCCUCUGAUAGACUGGAAACAGCCAAAUCCCAUUAAGUUGGGACCUGGCUGAAGAAGUAUUGUUACUAAGCUAUCAUGGUUCCUGUGUUUUCCUCUGGGAUCUUUUAUCCCACUGCAUGUUACUGUUCUUCCAGAUAUUUCCCAAAAGGAGAUUGUUUACAUCUAUAAAUAUGUACAGGGCUACUUUUUAAAUACUGGCUGCAUUUUGCUUUUGUAAAAUAAAUUUUGGGAAAAGGCA
Messenger RNA from Podarcis muralis (Common wall lizard), 2002 nucleotides. RefSeq names its product nucleoside diphosphate kinase 3. The record is from RefSeq and is a predicted model, not a curated record. Gene Ontology annotation, molecular function: nucleoside diphosphate kinase activity. Gene Ontology annotation, biological process: UTP biosynthetic process; GTP biosynthetic process; CTP biosynthetic process. Lineage: Eukaryota; Metazoa; Chordata; Lepidosauria; Squamata; Lacertidae.